GAGGCGACCGAGUCGGGUGCCAGGGGGCGCUGCGGAACCCGGCGGGGGGCGAGGCAGCGGCGGGACCCGGCACUAGGGGACGCUGCGCGCGGUCCCCCGCGCCCCUCCUCCUGCCGGGCGCACCGCUCGGCCCCGUGGAGGCGGGAGCGCGGGAGCACAGGCGCGGGGCGAGCGCAGGGAGCGCGCAGCGGCCCUGGCCCCCGCGGGAGCGCGGCUGCGGGGCCGAGCAGGGGCGGUGGGUGGCCAGGCGUCCGUCUUAGCCUGCGCGCGGGCCGCGGUCCCCGGGGAUGCGAGCAGUGGCGUCUCGGCCGGCCGGGUCCCGAGCGGCGCGGAGGCCGGCCGCGUACGCUCCGCCCUCUUUGGCCCGGACCCAAUCUCCAGGGACUAAAAAUAUUGCCCGGAGGCUCCUGAGCGGAAUCAGAUCGCAUUAAGUAGGACGCAGGCUGAGGUGACAGAGCUUUUCAGCACCAGGGCCCGAAGAGCAGACUCCAGAGAGCGGUCCCGCCCACGCGCCUUCAGCAGCUAGCGUCCUCCCUCCUCCGGCAGACCUACAGGUGGUGUCUCUCCUGCCAGGAACGUGCCUCCUGGGUCAGUAUGAAGCUGAAAAAGCAGGUGACGGUGUGUGGGGCUGCUAUCUUCUGUGUGGCCGUCUUUUCUCUGUACCUCAUGCUGGACCGAGUGCAGCAUGAUCCUGCCAGACAUCAGAAUGGUGGGAACUUCCCCAGGAGCCAAAUUUCUGUGCUACAGAACCGGAUUGAACAGCUGGAACAACUGCUGGAGGAAAACCAUGAGAUCAUAAGCCAUAUCAAGGACUCUGUACUGGAACUGACAGCCAAUGCAGAGGGCCCACCAGCCCUGCUGCCCUACCAUACUGCCAACGGCUCCUGGGCUGUGCUCCCGGAGCCCCGGCCCAGCUUCUUCUCCGUCUCCCCCCAGGACUGCCAGUUUGCUUUGGGGGGACGGGGUCAGAAGCCAGAACUACAGAUGUUAACUGUGUCUGAGGACUUGCCGUUUGACAAUGUGGAGGGUGGCGUGUGGAGGCAAGGCUUUGACAUCUCCUACAGCCCAAACGACUGGGACACUGAAGACCUGCAAGUGUUUGUGGUGCCUCAUUCCCACAACGAUCCAGGCUGGAUCAAGACUUUUGACAAGUACUACACGGAACAGACCCAGCACAUCCUCAACAGCAUGGUGUCCAAGCUGCAGGAAGACCCCCGGCGGCGCUUUCUCUGGGCAGAAGUCUCCUUCUUCGCCAAGUGGUGGGACAACAUCAGUGCCCAAAAGAGGGCAGCAGUUCGAAGGCUGGUGGGAAAUGGGCAGCUGGAGAUUGCGACAGGCGGAUGGGUGAUGCCCGACGAGGCCAACUCCCAUUACUUUGCCUUGGUUGACCAGCUCAUUGAGGGACACCAGUGGCUGGAGAGAAACCUGGGUGCAACCCCGCGCUCAGGCUGGGCAGUGGACCCCUUUGGACACAGCUCCACCAUGCCUUACCUGCUGCGCCGUGCCAACCUGACCAGCAUGCUGAUUCAGAGGGUGCAUUAUGCCAUCAAGAAGCACUUUGCUGCCACUCAUAGCCUGGAGUUCAUGUGGAGGCAGAUGUGGGAUUCAGACUCCAGCACAGACAUCUUUUGCCACAUGAUGCCCUUCUACAGCUACGACGUUCCACACACCUGUGGCCCCGAUCCCAAGAUCUGCUGCCAGUUUGAUUUCAAACGUCUGCCGGGUGGGAGAAUCAAUUGCCCUUGGAAGGUGCCACCCCGGGCUAUUACAGAAGCCAAUGUGGCAGACAGGGCAGCCCUGCUCCUGGACCAGUACCGGAAGAAGUCCAGGCUGUUCCGAAGCAACGUCCUCCUUGUGCCACUGGGUGAUGACUUCCGGUAUGACAAGCCCCAGGAAUGGGAUGCCCAGUUCUUCAACUACCAGCGGCUCUUUGACUUCCUCAACAGCAAGCCUGAGUUCCAUGUGCAGGCCCAGUUUGGGACCCUCUCUGAGUAUUUCGAUGCCCUGUAUAAGAGGACAGGAGUAGAGCCUGGUGCCCGGCCUCCAGGGUUUCCUGUCCUGAGUGGGGACUUCUUCUCCUACGCUGACCGGGAGGACCACUACUGGACAGGCUAUUACACCUCCCGGCCUUUCUACAAGAGCUUGGACCGAGUCCUAGAAGCCCACCUGCGUGGGGCAGAGAUUCUAUACAGCCUGGCUUUGGCCCAUGCCCGCCGUUCUGGACUGGCUGGCCAGUACCCGCUGUCUGAUUUUGCUCUUCUGACGGAAGCUCGGCGUACACUGGGCCUCUUCCAGCACCACGAUGCCAUCACGGGAACUGCCAAGGAGGCAGUAGUGGUAGACUAUGGAGUCAGGUUGCUGCGUUCCCUGGUCAGCCUCAAGCAGGUUAUCAUCAAUGCUGCCCACUACCUGGUACUGGGGGACCAGGAGACCUACAGCUUUGACCCUGGGACACCCUUCCUCCAAAUGGAUGACAGCCGUGUGAGCCAUGAUGCCCUGCCCGAGCGCACGGUGAUCCAGCUGGACUCCUCACCCAGGUUUGUGGUGGUAUUUAACCCGCUGGAACAGGAGCGGCUCAGUGUGGUGUCCCUGCUGGUCAACUCGCCCCGGGUGCGCGUCCUUUCAGAGGAGGGCCAGCCCCUGUCUGUGCAGAUCAGUGUGCACUGGAGCUCGGCCACGGACAUGGUCCCUGAUGUCUACCAGGUGUCAGUACCCGUCCGCCUGCCAGCCCUGGGUCUGGGUGUGCUGCAGCUGCAGCCAGAUCUCGAUGGGCCCUACACGCUGCAGUCUUCCGUGCGUGUCUACCUGAACGGCGUGAAGCUGUCCGUCACCAGGCAAUCAGCAUUCCCUGUCCGUGUUGUGGACUCCGGCGCCAGCGACUUCGCCAUCAGCAAUCGCUACAUGCAGGUCUGGUUCUCCGGCCAUACUGGGCUUCUCAAGAGUAUCCGACGGGUGGAUGAGGAGCAGGAGCAGCAGAUGGAACUGGAGUUCCUCGUCUACGGCACCCGUACCUCCAAGGACAAGAGUGGCGCCUACCUCUUCCUGCCUGAUAGCGAGGCUAAGCCCUACGUCCCUAAGAAACCUCCUGUGCUGCGUGUCACCGAAGGCCCUUUCUUCUCAGAGGUGGCUGUGUAUUAUGAGCACUUUCACCAAGUGAUUCGACUUUAUAACCUGCCAGGGGUAGAGGGGCUGUCUCUGGACAUGUCAUUCCAGGUAGAUAUCAGGGACUAUGUGAACAAGGAACUGGCCCUGCGCAUCCGCACGGACAUUGACAGCCAGGGCACUUUCUUCACAGACCUCAAUGGCUUUCAGAUACAGCCCCGACAGUAUCUGAAGAAGCUGCCCCUGCAGGCUAAUUUCUACCCUAUGCCAGUCAUGGCCUAUAUCCAAGAUUCCCAGAGGCGCCUCACGCUGCACACUGCCCAGGCUCUGGGUGUCUCCAGCCUCGGUAAUGGCCAGCUGGAGGUGAUCUUGGACCGAAGGCUAAUGCAGGAUGACAACCGGGGACUAGGCCAAGGGCUCAAAGACAACAAGAUCACCUGCAACCGUUUCCGCCUCCUGUUAGAACGUCGGACCACGAUGAGCCCGGAGGUGCAUCAGGAGCAGGAGCGUUCUACAAGCUACCCGUCCCUCCUCAGUCACCUGACAUCCAUGUACCUCAGCACACCUCCUCUUGUCUUACCCGUGGCCAAGAGGCAGGGCACCAGCCCUGCUCUGCGCUCUUUCCACCCUCUGGCUUCUCCAUUGCCCUGUGACUUCCAUUUGCUCAAUCUGCGCAUGCUCCCAGCCGAGGACACCUUGCCCGCAACUGAUGCUGCGCUCAUCUUACACCGCAAGGGGUUUGACUGUGGCCUUGAAGCCAAGAACCUGGGCUUCAACUGUACCACAAGCCAAGGCAAGCUGGCCCUGGGGAGCCUCUUCCAUGGCCUGGAUGUGACCUUCCUGCAGCCAACCUCCUUGACUUUGCUAUACCCUCUGGCCUCACCCUCCAACAGCACUGACAUCUCUCUGGAGCCCAUGGAGAUCGGCACCUUCCGCCUGCGCUUGGGCUAGGCUAGGGCUUCUUGUGGCCUGAAGACAGAGUUCAUCCACAGAGACUGCCUCCUAACACCAAGACUGAGCUGGACAAGCCACACCAAGUCUCCCCUCCGCUCUGCCUCAGAACCGACAGACUGUGCUGUGCCCUUCCGUUGUCUAUUGCUGCUCCUGCGUUUGGAACAGCUCUUACAUCAGCAGGCGGCGGGGGCAGAGAGACAGGGGAGAGGAGGCCCUUGCCCUGGGCUGUGAGUAGGUGCCCAGCUGGGCACAACUCAGGCUCCAUCCUUUUCCCAAAAUGGGAUGUAGGAAGAGUGGGGACAAGCAGAAGAGGUCAGGGAGGCUGGGGGACAACCUCACGCCAGAUGACUGCAGGUAUGAGCUUGCUCUGUGGGGUCAUAUGGACCCCACAGUGCUAGUAUGAGGGUACAGGAGCAAGGUGAUUCUGGGAGGAGAGGGGUAGGCGCCCAUUAUUAGUGGAGUAAAGGCGUGGAAGGAGUCCCUGAUUCUCCUAAGAGCCUAAAGGCUUUGCUGCUUUCUGUUCUGCUCUGCUCUGAGUGCCACUGGGCCUGCAUGCCCUGGCUAGGGGCUGCUGGGUGGCAGGAAGGGCUUGCUUGAGACUCUCCAGGCCAGAGGCCACGGAACACUUCAGGUACUCGCACUAGUUCUCAGCUGAUCAUUUGGUGUUGAUUUGUGACAGGGGUAGGGAGUGUCUCCCCCUGACCUGCUUUUUUAUCUCACACACCAGUCUCCCCACAAGUUCCCAUUGUGGGGAUCCUGGCAGGAUUCCUUUCCCUAGAAUGGAAACAGAGUUUCCAAGACGGCUGUGCUUGGGUGUCUUGGGAAGGCAUCCUGUGCUGGGGCCCCUGGCGGGCUAAGGAGGUUCACUCGUUUCCCACCUGCAGAAGUAUUACCUGCCCGCUAUGUGGACGAGGAAGGCAUAGACAAAAUUAGGAGGUCACGUGCUUGGGUGAACCUUCGUUUUUGCUUCAAUCAAUAGAGAAUCUGUCUAUAAACGAUUAGAGUUGGUAAAAGCAAAGUUCCAUCCUUACGAAAACUUAGUAAGCCGAGACCAGAAAGAAGCCCCAUAGUCUAGGUAAAGAUCUCUGUCACCAGUAAGUAAAGGCUUCCGAAGAAUCGGACAGUGCAGGCGUUCCUCUCCGAGCCGGAAACUGGCCGGCGGCAGGCUGCUACUUAACAGUAUCCUGGUGUUACUAACCCAUACUCCAGAUGGAAACAAGAAUUAUAAUUGCCACUGUUUUAAAACCAUAAGCUACCUAAGAAACCUGUGUCAACUGAAGACCUAGCAAGGCGUUCUGUGAGUUGCCCUGUAAAGACUGGUUCUCCCCAAAUCAACCCAUAAACAUCAGUGCAAUUCCCA
This is a messenger RNA of Mus caroli (Ryukyu mouse), 5416 nucleotides long. RefSeq names its product mannosidase alpha class 2A member 2 (gene Man2a2). Gene Ontology annotation, molecular function: carbohydrate binding; alpha-mannosidase activity. Gene Ontology annotation, cellular component: Golgi membrane. NCBI's taxonomy places the organism in Eukaryota, Metazoa, Chordata, Mammalia, Rodentia, Muridae. Gene Ontology annotation, biological process: mannose metabolic process; protein deglycosylation; N-glycan processing. The record is from RefSeq and is a predicted model, not a curated record.